Molecule: messenger RNA, 1954 nt
Organism: Cynoglossus semilaevis (tongue sole)
Lineage: Eukaryota; Metazoa; Chordata; Actinopteri; Pleuronectiformes; Cynoglossidae
Gene: noc4l
Product: nucleolar complex associated 4 homolog
Exons: 15
Coding region: 200-1789 (529 amino acids)
Biological process (GO): ribosome biogenesis
Cellular component (GO): small-subunit processome; nucleolus; Noc4p-Nop14p complex
Source: RefSeq, a predicted model, not a curated record
CAUGAAAAUAAACUACAUCAGGAAUAAUUGUUAAAAUCGUCUAAUCUUUAUUUAAUCCUUACAUGAAAACACUGUAACAAUAUUACAAAAUCCAUACUCUAAAUAAUAAUAAAUAAAUUAAAAAAAAGUGAAGAGUGUCGUUAGCGGUGUUAUUUCCAUACUUUCGAGUUGGAUCUUAAACGCAACACCACAUCGAAACAUGGCGCCGGCCAAGAAACGCAACGUGAGUUCUGCAAAGACACCUGAAUUAAGAGCAAAAACGACCAAAAUCGAUCUAAACGACAAAGUCGAGUGUAUACUGAAGAACAGGAAAAACGCCAACGACGUAUUUGACCUACUGGAGUUCCUUCAGUCAGAAAAGGAGAAAGAUGUCAUCAGUGCCGUCAGUUCAUGCAGCAAACUCUUCUGUACGCUACUGGAAAAGAAAUGGCUGUUCAGAGGAAAACUGCCGGCGGAGGAGAAGGCGUUGAGUGGUAACUAUAGCGCUGAGGAGAAGUACCACAUCUUUAUGAGACACAGAUACAACAGCUGUGUAGAGAUUCUGCUUGAUCUCCUCAGCCACGAUGUUUACAAUAUUAAGGAGAGCGCCCUCUGUUGCCUGAUGCAGUUUGCUGCUGGGGAAGGACAGCAUCCUCUGGAAGACAUGGACUGGAGUGAACAUUACAGAUUCCCUUGGGAACUCAUCCAGAAAGUAGUAGAUGGACUGCUGUCCCAAACUACCGACAAUUCCAUGCUGAUCUCCAGAUACCAGGAAUUCCUUGAGAUGGAAGACGUACGCUUCUAUACAAUGAGCUCGAUCUGCAGGGGUGUGGGCCGCGUGAUGAAGAAGAACCAAUGGGCAGUGGCACCCAUUUACCAGAACAACGUGUUCACCCUCAUGUCUAACAUCAGUUUGCCGAGUCAGCAGUCGGAGGUCGUCAACUUUAUGGUCCAACAGGAAGCUAAGCACGACGACUGGAAACCUGCCAAACUUAACGAGCACAAACGUUUGUUUGAGAAAAUGUGGCUCGGCUUUCUCAAGCAUAAAUUGCCCAGCGGCAUGUACAAACAGGUGCUGGUCAUUCUUCACGACUCUAUUCUGCCCCACAUGAGUAAACCCACCAUGAUGUUUGACUUCUUGACCGCUGCCUACGAAGUUGGAGGCGCUAUCAGCCUGUUGGCCCUCAAUGGCCUUUUUAUCCUCAUACACCAACACAACCUAGAUUACCCUGACUUCUACAAGAAACUUUACAAUCUACUGGAGCCCUCAGUUUUCCACGCGAAAUACAGGGCGCGCUUUUUCCAUUUAGCCAACAUUUUUCUCAGCUCCAGUCACCUACCAGUCUACCUGGUAGCGGCGUUUGCCAAACGCCUGGCCCGUUUGGCUCUCACAGCUCCGCCCACAGCCAUCCUCAUAGUGCUGCCCUUCAUCUACAACCUGAUCCGUCGCCACCCGUCCUGCAGAAUCCUUAUUCACAAGCCCAGCGCAGAGGAUGAGGUGCUGGAGGAUCCAUACAUUAUGGAUGAAGAGGAUCCUGGCCAGUGUCACGCCUUAGAGAGCAGCUUAUGGGAGAUAAAGACUUUGCAAAAACAUUACCACCCUGAUGUUUCCAAAACUGCUUUGAUGAUCAACACACCACUUCCGGAAAAAGAGGUUGACAUCAACGAGGUGCUGGAGACAACCACCUACGAGCUGAUGGAACGAGACCUGAAACAGACCCAGAACAAGAACAUCCCUCUGGAGUUUGAGACUGCCUCGCAGCUACUGAGGGAAGGAGAUGUGUUGGGCCAACACUUUUGUCUGAAUUAGAACCGGUCAAAGAUAUUUCAGGAACCGCUACAUAUAUCAAUGUAAAAAAAAAAAAAAGAAAUCUAAAUACAUGCUAAUGGACAAAACAGUCUUGCUAUUGUAAGAAGACAAGGGCUCCUCAAGUUUGAUGUCUUUGUUACAUUUUGAAUAAAAGGAUUUCUAAGA